ACCUUUAGUCAUAGUUCGGCUCUCUCAACAUCGUCAACGUCAGGUAAGACAGAUCGAUACUUUUAAUGAAAUACGAAUCUGAUGGGGACUUUCAAGAAACAAGAAAACUCACCUCAUUAGGUACACCUGCACAAGCGCCAAUGCGAGAGUUCUAGAUGUGUGAGGUGGAGGUGAGCGAUGGAAGCGUGCAAGUGGAAGGAUGCACAUCUCCGCUCUUCUACAGACAAAGUCGACCUUCCUCAGGAGAAACAAAGAUGUCCGUCUUGCUUCUUCACGGCAUCCGCUUCUCCUCGCAGAACUGGCUCGACAACGGCACGCUGCACACUUUGGCCAAAGCGGGCUGCCGCGCAGUCGCCAUAGACCUGCCAGGACUCGGACGCUCCCAGUUAGCAACGGCCCCGGCAGAAGUGGGGGAGUUGGCUCCGGCGUCUUUCCUCGUGGACGUGUGUGAGCAACUUCAGCUCAGCCCCGUGGUCGUCAUCAGCCCCUCACUCAGCGGCAUGUACUCCCUCCCCUUCCUCAUCCAACACCAGAACCUUCUACGGGCCUACAUCCCUGUCGCGCCCAUCUGCACCGACAAGUUCACCCCUCAACAGUACCAAAGUGUGAAGGUGGCGUCACUGAUCGUUUAUGGUGACCAGGAUGCUCAGCUGGGGGAGGUGUCGCUUAGCAACCUGAGCCAUCUGGCCAAUCACAGUGUGGCUGUGAUGAAAGGGGCGGGACAUCCCUGCUACCUGGAUGACCCUGACACUUGGCAUGGACUUCUAAUCGACUUCCUCAGGAAACUAUGAGGUGUGCGUGUGCGUGCGUGCGUGCGUGUGAAGAAAAGCACAACCAAUAUGCUUACAACUACAAAGGAACGAUCUGCCGCUUCUUUUUGUUGUUUUUUUUUUAGAAAUGUCACAAAGACGGAGCUGCCACAAAUAAAUGAAUGUAUGGGAAACACUGGUGUGUGUGUGUGUGUGUGUGUGUGUGCGUGCAUCACAAAAACAGCAGACACUGAAGUGAAGUGAAAAAUAUGAACAUUAUUUAUUAACUGAUUCUCUGUAAUAAACCAUUUGAAAAUAUUUUACAAGGAGUCACAGACACAAUAUUUUACAAAUUUUGCCCUCUUCUUUUUGUUUUCUUUUUUUCUGUAGCUUCAUCUGUACAAAAGAAUGGAGCGACAUUUGGACCUAGCAGAGCCCAAAAUAAGAAGGAGCUAAACGCACUCUUGCUCAUUCAUUUAUUCAUUCAUUCAUUCAUUCACUCACUCACGAGAAAAACAACCCCAAUCAAAUCAACACCAUUUUUGACUUGACAGCUCAAACUUAUCAACAGUGCCGUUUUCCUAUAUUUAUAUUCAUGAUAUAUACGGACUUCACUUCUUCUUUUCUCUAAAUGUUGCUUUUUUAGUUGUUAACACACUUGUCAAACAUGGUCACAUAGCACCAGACUACACACUACACACAAUCACAUACACACUGGCUUUCCCAACACCGUGCAGCCAGGGCUCCCUUCGCUGCUUUUGGGCUCGUCAUAACAAUCACUGAUUAUUAAUCACGCCCCUCCCUCGUUGGACUUGUUUUACUUCUUUUUUAUUUUACAUUUUUAAUUUUGGCAAAAGUCAUCUGUUAACUCACAGAAGACAUCGCCUUCUCCCCGGGGGAGGGCUGUGUGUGUGUGUGUGUGUGUGUGUGUGUGUGCACGUACAGACAAGGACAGCCUUAUGUUACGAUGCGAGGUGACAUGUAAAAACGUAAAAACACAGCAGUCAACUUCUGCAGCCUCGUUUCAAUAAAACGGGAAAAAGAGGAAAACAAGGCCACGUUUGACAGAUCUUUUAAAAGGGGACAGCAUUGGCCUUUAAAUGCAACCUCGAGGGGUGUCACGAGACACUCGCGUCAUGAGACAAGAUGAUACACGAGAUUGGGUCUACGAGAACGAGACGAGAUUUUAACAUUACUUUUAAGAAAAGUACAAUGAAGACUUACAAAAAAAUAGAUGACAAUAUAUUGCAAUCUAUGCAUUUUUAAUUUCUACUAUGUUACACUCUUCUACACCCUGUGUGUAUGCUAGCAGCCCCGCCUCCACCCACCGAGACAAAGAGGCUGUAUGACUGACAAAAGGGCUCACUCCGUUCAUGCUCUUGUUCUACGGAACAAACGCGUCAAGGUGCUAAAACCAAUGCACAGAGUGAACCCUCUUCCUGCCUGUUUGGAGGCGGGAGACGAGGAAAACAGACACGCACGCACACAGCGAUAUAUUGAAGCAGGCAAAACUAUUGAGUUCAUUUUCAUUUAUUGUGUGAUUGGUUCAUGUAUUUAUCAUCAUCAUCCCAGGCCAAGUGCCCACCAGACAACAAAUCUGGUCACUUUUUAAUCUCGCGAGAUCUUGUGACACCCCUAGCAACCUCCUGAAGGUCGCAGCGCCACGUCUAAAUAUGCAUACACGAUCAUCAAAUAUCGAUAUUUGUGAUCAAUAUCCUCUCCAAGGAGUGUCAAUACUUUAUGGCUCCUGGAGGUGGCGCUCCUCUAGUGAAAUUGGGUCAACGUCCUCAAAGAACUCAAAACAAUGUGCAGAAAAGCAUUUUAGUAUCAUUUGUAGAAUAUAAAUCCAUUAUUUAUGUGAUUGUAUUGGAAUUCUAUUUAAAUAAAAUUACAAAUAUUUGUUUUUUGUAAUUUAAAAUACAUAAUAAGGAAUAUCAAAUAUUGAACAAGUAAUAAAAUAAUGUUAUAAGUAUAUCUUUAAAUUAUAUAUCAGUAAAAAUGGUUGGUUUUAGAAUGUAGAAGAUUUUUUAUAUUCAUUCCACCAUCAUGCGUUAAACUAAAUAUCGUAUCGUCGUUUUCUUGCAGUGUAUCAUUUAUCGCACAUUAGAGCUGGAUGGUAAAACUAUGGUUUUGGUGGGCAAAAUACAGUAGAACCUCCAAAAUGUGCCUCAGCAAACAGUGAGCAGUUCUGCAUCUGAAUUCCAGCAGUACCAAAAAAGGCCACUAGGGCUACGUUCACGCUGCGGGGUUGACGCCCAAUUCGCAGUUUUUUGGGUUAAAAUCUGAUUUUUUCAAUGCGGUCGUUCAAAUAACCAAAAAAAUGCGAUGUGUCAAUGAGAACGCAAAUCGUCCGGGAAGUGACGUGCAGGCGCAAACGCACGACAUCACGCGCACCCCCGUGUGAGGCUGCUGCAGGGCACACGGUGCUCGCCUUAACGUGUUUGUGGCAAUUUCAAGGAUUUUGUUCAACGGGAGUCCAUAUUUUCUUAACCAAGUCAUCCUGCGUAGCAGAUUAAGAAGAAAGAGGGCAAGAAUUUUGGCGAUGGCAGUUUGUGGAGAAGCUGCUGCGACGGGAGCAUGUCGGUGCUGGGACGUUUGCUUUUAUCAUUGUUGUUUUGUGCAGGGGUUCAUUUCUUCUUACACUUGCUAUUGUAUUUGUUAUGUGAGCAUUAUCCAGCAUAUUGUCAUGUGAUCAUGUGUGACACGUGACCACAUGAUGUCCUUUCCGCACUGUGGACACACACACACUCCCCCCUCCCAUUUGACGUCCCUCCUGCUUGUAAUGAAACAUCCUUGGCUGCCAUCUGAUUGUGAGUGAAGUGUCGUUAUGAUGAUGAUGAUGAUGAUGAUUAAGCCGUUUGAUGAGCAUCAUGUCUCACUUGUCAAGUGUGUGUGUGUGUGUGUGUGUGCUUGUUUUGCGGUGUUAGAGAGCAGGAAAGAACGAAGGAGGCACGUGUAGUGUUGGGAAUGAACACUGGCACAGGACAGAGGACGGGAGUGCAAAGGAAAAGUGCAUGUCAUGUGACCCCUGCAUACACACUUUCUUCUUUUUCUGUGUUUCUAAACACAGUGGAACCUCCAAGGACCAACACCAUCAAGAUGCCACAAGUGUGUUUUGCUUUUUCUUUCUUUCUUUCUUUCUUUUUUUUUUUUUUUAAAGAGAUGCACGAUAUCUUUUUUUUCCAAAACGAUACCUAUAACUGUGUGGACCAAUAUGAUACCAAUAACCAAUAACGUUUUUUGUAUUUACUUUUUAAAUUUAGAUUUAAGAGUAGUUUGUGCACACCUGGAGGUACGAAGGACUGGAACAAAUUAGGAUUUGAUCAAGUGUACCUGUUGAUUUGUCCUAAUCAAAUAUCAUGACAUCACUACUAUCAGGAGAACCAGAGUAUGGAGUGGAGGGAGCCACCUGCUGUGGCCCAGCAAGGUGCACUGUAUUCGGGCACACGCUCCGAGCAGCCGCUGUGACGCCACGGAGAAUGGAAAAUGAAUGUUUGUUUACAAGUGCGCUCAGGGGAAGUUACAAAAGGCUGUUGACGUCACAGGCAGGAGGAAAAAUGGAGCGCUUGAUUUGCUCAGUCCUGGUGAUCUCGCGUCAUUGGAGCGUUUAAAAAAAAAAAAAGAUUGGUUAUCCAAGCUAUUUUUAACGUUACCGGUAGGAUGUCAUAAUUCCCUCAUAUCGACCCUUAAUUAUCGUGCACCCCUACUUUUUUUUGUGUUGUAUUUUGUGUGACGACACCACAGAAAACAGCAAUGGAACUGAAGAAAGUGUCACAGGCAUCUGUCCAGGCUGCUCAGCACAACAACGGCUAACCUUAAAUCCAAAGGAAAUUAGACAACACGAAGGACCCUCACAACGUUACGUUAUCGUCUCAGCUUCUUUUCACACUUCUGUGACAGUUAAGCAUAUGACAAUGUGACUUUAAGACUUAAAAAGAAAACCAAUAACAGACAGUUUGAUGGCCGCAGUUUGACCCUGGAACAGAUUAUUUGCACUCUAACCGAUGCCUGUGGAUUAUGGAGGUUCCACUGUAUUAUCAUUUGGGGCAUGGAUCGUGAUGAUUCCAAGAUGUACACGUUCACUGAAGAGGGUACAAACUGUUAUGGAUGAAGUGCAGUAUUAGCGUGAGGGCGUAACGUUAGUGUGUGUUUGUGUGUGUGAGGGCUAACGCAUGAGAGUUGUGUGUAUGUGUGUGACACUAAGGCAUUUAUAUAGAGGCGUCGUUUUUACUGCGUUGCAUUUUAAAACACAUCAACCGACAAGCACAUUCUUUCAGCACAAGCAGUAAAUCCCUCCUUUUUUUGUUUGUUUUUUAAACCUCCAAAACACUGAUUUGUGUUGAUUGCAACACACAAAGAAGAAAACCAACUGUCACCCCUCACAUUUCAACGACAUUCCACUCAGCAAAUGCAAACACACACGGAAUCGGGCAGAACGACAGCAGUCAUGUGGCCCGAUUGGUAAAAAGGUAUGUCCAAAUAAGACUGCGUCCAAUACAUGGCUUGGUGACUGAUGACGUCACCAUGUGAUGAUGCAAAUGUGCUCCACAAAAAGCUGAUUCUCCAACAUGGCUGCUUUAUUAAAAAAAAAAACAAAAGUACUAUACAGUCGUCCACAACAGAGUGCAUCAAGGCACUAUGAAACAGUCUAACAUGACGAUCACAUGACUACUCUACUUACUGCGUGUGACGGCCAUAUUUAGUUAGUGCCCCCCACCGCCCGUGUUAAAGUAAAUGUGUUGACUAUUUGAGUAGACCAGACUGAAGGAGCUUGUAAAGGAUCAGAGCCACGCUGAAAAGAAAUAAAAACUGUAACGUCAUGAGCAGAAAUAAGAUCAACCAGAAAAAGUGUAGCGCGAUAGUCUUCGUCCUAACGCCGACACCGUGCACGUUUGUGCUUGUUAUUCUUGUACGAUUGCGACUUUGUUCUUGUUCUUGUACAAAGAGUUGGCCUAUAUUCUCUUAAGACUGCAACUUCAUUCUUGCAAGAGCAGGACUUAAUUGUUAGAGUCCCACUUUAUUCUUGUACAAUUAUGACUUUAGGACUUCAUUUUUGCAAGAGUAAGACUUAAUUGCAAGAUUCCAUUUUUAUUUUUGUACAAUUGUAACUUCUGACAAAAGUUAGAUUCCAACUUUAUUCUUGUACAAUUACGACUUUAUGCCUGCAAGAGCAGGACUUACUACUUGUCAGCUUAACUCUUGCAAGAGUAUCAUUUAUUCUUGUAUGAUUAA
Dunckerocampus dactyliophorus (ringed pipefish) is the source of this 5981-nucleotide messenger RNA. It is a transcript of the gene abhd14b, whose product is annotated as abhydrolase domain containing 14B. The coding region runs from base 156 to 791 and encodes 211 amino acids. The record is from RefSeq and is a predicted model, not a curated record. The transcript is spliced from 5 exons. Gene Ontology annotation, cellular component: cytoplasm. NCBI's taxonomy places the organism in Eukaryota, Metazoa, Chordata, Actinopteri, Syngnathiformes, Syngnathidae.